Messenger RNA from Leptomonas pyrrhocoris, 8238 nucleotides. RefSeq lists its product as hypothetical. The record is from RefSeq and is a predicted model, not a curated record. The coding region runs from base 427 to 8238 and encodes 2603 amino acids. The transcript has a single exon. Gene Ontology annotation, cellular component: nuclear pore. NCBI's taxonomy places the organism in Eukaryota, Euglenozoa, Kinetoplastea, Trypanosomatida, Trypanosomatidae.
GUCAAGCAGUCUUGUUUAUUUGGUCGUUGUGGUUGGUGGUAUAUAUACAUUCGCCAAAAGAAGGGCAACUGGUUUGAAUAUUUGUCCAGUUCGUUAGCCCGAGUUGUAACUUUAAGAAACAGGAAAGUCCUUCUUCGGCUGUAGAAAGGCUUGCCGUGCGCCACAGUUGCAGAUCGCAACGUUAACGGGGGACAAAGGUUCGCGGAACUCCUGUCGUUAUAAUCGUAAGAGAGGAAGUACUGGAUUAAGAGCGCACAAGGAUCUUUGUGGUGUACGCUGUUGGUUUGUCAUCAUAGAAGACGCUUUCUUCUGCGGGAAAGCUACUGGCCUCAGAAGGAAAAGAGCCUGUUCGUUCGACGUUGUUGCACAUUACACAGUUUUCUAAAACGAAGUAAAACUUCUUUUCUUCUCUUUUCUUUUUGCAUCAUGUUUGGCUCGGCGGCUUCCUCAUCGCCGCCCGCGGCGAGUGCGGUCAACGGCACGGCCUCUGCACCGGCUCCGACAGGUUUUUCUCUCAGCGCCUCCUCCGCGGCACAGUCUGCUGCACCACCAGCAACCGCCGCCGCCGCCGCAGCAGCAGCAGCAGCAGCCGCGACUGUUGCCGUGGACCCGCCCGCGCCGCUGAGCUAUUCUAAACUCUUCGAUAAGGCGUGCCGCGACGGCACUGUGAGCGACGCCUUCGCACAGGAAAUUAAAAGACGAUUUAGCGCUCCGAUGGAAGUCAGGAUGGCACCUGGGAAUGGUGCCGGUGUCCCGGCAUCCGGUGUCACGCAGGCUCUGGCGACCGCACAGCAAGUGGGGGCUCAGUGGAAGAGUGCGCUGGCUCCACAGGCUUCGCGGACUGGCGCGCUUCCGAUGGGCUCUGCGGCUGCACCAGGCAUCUCUACUCUCGCACGCAACACGGAGGCACAGCAGCAGCAGCAGCAGCGUCAGCUCCGGGUGGAAAAUGCGCAGAACCUGCUGCAGAUCCUGCUGAUGUGCGACAGCGGCUACAACAACAGUGAGGCGCCACCCGCCGACAACGCGGCGUCGUCGCAGUGGAUGGAAACCGGCGAGGAGGCGGUGAAAGGGCUACACGCCGCGGUUGGCGCCGUUGCCGCGUCCGCCGCGAGCAACCUCAUCGCCUUUGUGAAAGCCUCAGUUGUGGCGCACACGCAGGCGCUGGACGGAGAGGCCGCCACCGCGACGGGUCUCUUUGGGGAGAGCCGGCGAAAACGCUCCAACGAGGACCCUACGCUGCUCGCAGCGCAAUGCCUUUACCUCUUGUCGCGCCACUUUCAGCUGACGGCGAGUGUGGUGAAGGAGGCGCUGGACUUGGUGGACGCUCUUUACUUUCUACUGAAGAACUCCCUGCGCAGUCGACUUGUUGCCCUCACCACCGUCAGCGAGAACAGCGACACCUGCGCCCUGAACACGCUGACGUGGCUGUGCGUCUUCUCCGUCGUGAACGCGGCCGCCGUGUGGAAAAAACUGCGCGGCGCCUCCGGCGAGCUGCGCCUGAACGAAUUGAUUCACUCGAACGUCGCAUCGUCGAUUGAGGCGGCCGUGAGCAGCCUGCGCAAGCGGCUCCGCGAGUCGGUGCAGACCUCCGUCUCCGGCGCCAACGCUGGAGGCCUUCACGGCGCGGGCUUGUCGGCGCGUGCGUCAGCCUCCCCCCUUAUGCCCCCCGCGGUGUACACCUGGCAGGUAAUCAUGGACAGUUACCUGAGCAUCUUGACUCUCGCGGAGGGAUGCAUGCUGCGGGCAAAGGGAAGCGAGCAAGGGUAUGACAAGGCCCUGGACGCUUUUCUCGGCGAACGGGCCGCGACGGCUCUGUCCUCGACGUCCUCACCGUCGUCUGCAGGGUCCGCGGCCGCUCCCGGCAACGUGGCGGUGCACCGUGGCAAGGUGACUAAGCGAAUGGUGGAACUCGCACCGGUGCCCCGCACCCUCUCCAUCCCUGUCGGUCUGUUGUACAUCGCUCCCUAUGAGAUGAUGUCGUACCUUUUUGACGAGAUGCUGCCGCUGCUGCGCCACCUGUCGGAGCUGGAGGUGGCGACGCACCGCCGCUACAUCGAGCAGCUGGAGGACCUGCCCCGCAUCUCCUCCGCCAUUCGUGGAGGAAGCAACAGCGGCAACAAUAACAUCAACAGUAACGGCUUUCUGCAGCGCACAGGUGACGGCGAGGAGGGCUGGCUGCGGCGCAUGACCCGCGUGGGAUUGUACGGGGAAGUCGUGGGAGAGCCGUUCACCUCAGAAAUGGCGCACCUGCUCGAGGCCCUCGCCAUUUGCCUGCAGCAUCUCCCACCGGAGGUGUUGAAUCCCGAUCUCGACUGCGACUGUGCCGCGACCUUCUUCAUCUUCAAGAACUUUGUGAAGCACAUGCGGCAGGUGUUCGCGACGCAGCGCAGCGGCGAAGGCAGCAGUGGCGCCACCCUCGCCUCCGCCUCUUCCUGGGCCGUGUGGGAAAACUACACGUUGAAGCUCAUGACGAAGUUCUUGGAGGUGCUCGCGAUGAUUGGUCGCAAUCCGCAGUACACGCAGCGUGUGGUGGUGCUGUUGACGGAUGCACAAACGGAGUGCAGCGAGCUGCAGUGGCACAGCCUCGUAGGCCAGGCGCUGGAGUGUGCCGGUUUCAACAGCGGCGUGCUGAGUGUUCCCGGAAUGAGCGGUGGCGGUAGCGGGAUGCCACUGUCGACGAUGGCCGCCACCGCCGCCGCGCAGACCGCUUCCCCUUCCUCUCCUUCGUCUUCUUCUCCCGCUGCCCUUCAAAACGGUCUAGGAACGGAAGUGGAGGACGCGUAUGCAACCUCGUCCGCACUUACGAUGAGCAACGGGGUGCCACGCUCCUUCCAUCGCCAGUUCACGCGUCAGUACACCCGCAAGUGUCAGCGGCAGUUCAUCUCCAGCUUCUUUUUGCUUCUUCGUCAGCUCUUCGCCCACCCAGCGCUGCGUCCCAUCGUCGGCGCCUACAUCAACCUGGAGCUGGCUCUCACCUUUCUCUUCGCCCCGCAGCAGAGUCAAGUUAUGUUGGGCAGCACUCUUUCGCUCAUCUCCGCCCUCAUCACCAGCGCAUCUGACGCGCAGCUGGUGUGGACCUUCCUCGAGCAGCGCCACCUGCUGCAGCAGCCGUCGAUGCGAGCGCAGCGUGGCAGCGGUCCUGUCGACGGCACCGCAGCCCUGUACGACCGCUUCACCGCGACUACCAGGGCUAGCGGCGCCGCUGCCUCCCGUGAGCCGACGACACACGAGGAGACGCUUUCUCUGGUUGGCCACUGCCAGUACGAGUGUACGCAGGGCACGUACGACAUCACCAUCGGCUUCUUGAACCUCAUCACGGCGCUCUUCCAGAACGAUCAGCCUUCCAUGGCCGCCCUCGGCGCCUACACCACCGUGAUCAACUUCGUCUCACACGAAAUCCUGCGUGGUGUCUUGAAGCGCGUUUUCACAUUCCAGCUUGAGCGCUACACUGUGUUCGCCCUCGCGGCGGCAGCGCUGCGGCAGGCCUUGCUCGUCCGCUUCCACGGCGAAAACGGGCGGACCGCCAUGCUUCCAUUCGCCAGCGUCAUGGCCAUCAACAAGGCACCCGCCGAUGUCGUGGGUGAGGUGGUGAAGCUGAUCCUGGAGGCGAGUGACGCGCCGUACGAGCUGCUCAGCCAUCACCGUGCCGCGGUGCGACAGGCGCUGCGCCUCCUCAUUACCGCCAUUCAGGCCGUGCAAGAGCAGAAGAUCGAGCUCCUGCUCUUUGACACCCGCACCACGCUCAACACGGACCUCCUCGUGCGAGUAUUGGGUCUGUGCUCUCUGCAGGACACGCUCCUGACCAAGACGACGCUGCAGCUGCUGCUGCUUUUCCCGUUCGAGACAGCCAACCAAGCCGCACACUACUGGUCGGGACUCACUGCCAAGUACGCGCCGGUGCUCGAGUCGUUUACGCAACUGCUGCAUCCACUCUGCACGGUGCCGGUCGUCGUGCAGGCGCCCCCGGAGCUCGCGCAGCUCGACUUCGAUCCCGGGGAGCUCGUGCCGGGAUGGUCCUCUGCGCUUCUCAUCGACACCAAGUCCCUCUUGUUGGACCUGCUCAUGCGGCACGCGGAUGUCACGGAGCCUUCCCUGACGGCGUGGAUGUGCGGGUUUUAUCACGAAGAGUACACCGCACGAGAUCGCCGCGUGCACGAGAGCGCCGCCGCGAACGCCACGGCCGCUGCCGAUGCGCAAGAGAGCGACGCCGGAGAGUCGAGCUGGUGGGGCUCCACCCUGCUCGCGUCGGUGGUGGAGGGCGCGUGCAGCGGCGAGGUCGAGCGUGCGCACCCUGCCCUCGCCGUCAAGUGCGUGAAGGUGCUCUAUCUGCUGCGUGCCAACCGCCUGUACGGCGCGCUUGUCGUACGCCCGUUUCUCGAGUCCGUCUGCCAGACGCUCUUUCUGCGCCUGCAGCACUUCCGCGCGAGCCGGUGCAGCCCCGUCGCGCUCAGCAAGUACGCCUACGUGCUGAAACUGCUCGCCCUGGAGGCGUGCUACACCUACCGCACCUCCCCGGAGGACCUGCGACUGGCACAGAGCACGUCCAUCCCGUCCAUCUCCAUCGAGGUGCUCCUGUCCCUCCUGCACGCCUUUGGGGAGCAGGCGAAUUCGACCAACGCACACGAACCCGCUGCGGGCACAGGCGUCGCCACGCGAAGCAGCAGGUUUGCCGCCGGCAGCUUCAUAGAAGGCGGGGAUCACUCCAACACGAAUGAAGAACGUGGGGACGGCGAUGACAACGCAGAGGAUACGCACAAUGCGGGCCGACGCUCCACCGGCGCCGUGACCGUCGUCUCGCGUGACGCGGCGGUGGAUAUCACAAGCUGGCUGCCGCAGGCGCUGCAGGUUCUGCCCACCUUCCCCGAGAAACUCCCACCCAUCAGCGGCGGCCGCAGCCAUCUUGUGCCGUGCGCUGCGGACGGUGUGGUGCAGUACAACGUGGCCAGUCUCUACGAAGCGUUGCAGCUGGAACAGGUGCGCGCCAACAAGCCACCGCUGACCAUGGCAGAGCUGCGCGAGAAGCUGCAACCCUUUAUUGUGGCAAACGACUGCUUCUUCUCGUACGCCUCUGGAGUCAGCUUUGUGGAGGGGUGGUGUCAACUCGUGAACGUUUCUUGCACCGUCGUGCAGGGCUUGUCGAUGUCCCGUCUGCGUGCUUUUGCCUUAUGCAUUCUGCAUGGGCUGGACGCCACGACGGCCAUGACCGCCGCGGCGCAAGAGCAGAUCUGCUCCCGGCUGUGCCACUGCCUGUCCACCGUCAUGGCGCACCUCCGAAAAGCGACGCUGAUGGCGGCUGAACGCCCGUUGUUGACGGCGUCACUCGCGGCAACGGGGGCCCCGUGGGGGAACCUGCAGCAGCGCGGUUCGUCGGACGGCUCGACGGGGACUGUUAGACAGCGCCAGUCAAACGAAGGUGAGUCGGCGGCGCAGCUGGUGUCUGCCACCGCGCACGUGAGCGGGCUCGGAAUGCGGCGUCCACGCGACGACGGCGCGGCCGGGCGCCCUAUCCGCAGCAGGAGCAGCAACAACCCAUUCGUGACGCAGGCGGGCGAGGCGGGCAACUUCUACAGCGCCACGCGCCGCUCUCAACUGGCCCAGACAUUGCUGCAGCGUCGUCAGGCCGAGCGAGUGAUGGCGGUGGACGCGGUGGCAGCGAACGCCGCCGUCCUGCAGCCGCUGAUCCGCGCCCUCGUGCAGUGGGGCGCCCGCAUCCCCACCAUUCGCGCCGAUCUGUAUAUGAGUCUUCUCUGCCUUGCCGAGACGCCAGGGAUCAAUCUCGAUGACGUGGUGCUUUGGCGUUCGCAGAAGACGCUGCUCAAUGUGAUUUGUGCGGAUAUUUGCAGCGGCUGCGCGGCCAACCCCGCUGCCGCCGCGGCUGUUGCCGCGGUGAGCGCCCCCGCUGGUGGUGGGCUGGGCGUGCUGCAGAGCAUCGAAAACGGGGGCAGCGCUGCAAGAGUCAACGCCAGCGCAGCCACCGGGACCCUCUCAACAAAGCUGCAGCACGCCGUGGCGCUUCUCGUGGCGCUUCUGCAGUCCUCCGCCGCCAUCCGCGACGACUUCUGCACUCCAAGCGCCGGCAGCGGAGACGGGAUGAGCACGUGGGCCCUGCGCUGCUCCACGGCGCUGCUCCAGAGCGUUGACAACGCCGUCUGCAGCUUCUUCGCGAACAACGGCGUCCCCAUCGGCUCUCUGUUGUGGCAUAUACGCAGCACAUUUGACCUGCUCUCCGUCAUCUCGCUGGGUCACGUCUCUCAGGUGUUGCACAGUGACCUGCUGCGGGUGUGCUUUUCGAUGCAGGCCUGGAAGUACAGCACGCAGGUGGUGUUGGGCUAUUCGCAGUCCUCCAUUUCGCAUGCGCAGAUCGUCAACAAGCCGCUGGUGGAGCAGAACAAGGAAGUGCUGCGUCGGCUGCUGCUGGGCGCCACGCGCUGGGUGAAUCUCCUGCUCUCCUUCCUCGGCGACGCCACGCCGCUGCUAUACGAGGUGCAAAAGUUUAUCCGCGAAAACCGCUCGCUCGUAGAUUACGUUUUCAUCUCGCCCGCCGCGGUGAGCAGCACGCUGCCCGGGUCUGCGCGGCUGAGCGGGUCGCACCUGACGCUGUGUGCCGAGCUGUCGGAGUGUCUGCGUGCGCUGUCGAGCUCCGUCUUGGCGGUGGACUGCCGCUCGCUAGUGGAGAGCAUGGCACUGCCGGAUCUGCUGAACAUGCUGAGCAGCGAGGAGGUCUGGCGUCGCGGUCCCACAGACGUAUACGACUUCACCGACAUGGAUGGCGAGAACGGCGUGGCAGCCGGGGUCUCUUCUUACAGCGGCAGUGGGGGACUCGCGGCAACGACAGCAGCAGCAGGAACAGACGCGCGGUACGACGCCGCUGCCGUCGAGAACGAUCGGAGCAGCAGCGCUGGUGUGGCGCUCGUGAAGCGUGUCGGCAGCGCCGCGGCUGCCCUGUCGAUGAUGGAGCGUGGCCGCGACGUGGUGGCGUUGACGGUGCGUAACUUGUCGCACUUGUUGCUGAACUCGGAAUACGGCCUUCGCGGAAAGGAGGUGGAACUUAUGGGCAUCGACACCAGCAGUACUGCGACCCUGAUGCUGCGCUUUUCCGCCAGCAAGCGCAACCUUUGCAUUCAAAUUAUCCGUCACGUCGCCCACUCGCUGGCCGAGAUCGCAAGCGCGAACGGGCACGAGUUCCGACUGGAGUGCUACCUCUACGCCCUCCACGCGCUGCUCUGCCUUCUGCACUCUUUUGUGCUCCCGCUGGCACAGGGCGCCCCACCACAUCAAACACAAGAGGACUUCAUGCGGUAUCUGAAGCAGCUCCCACUGCAGGAAAUCGUAGACGUGCUACAGCAGUCGCACGAUGCGGUGUACCAGCUGAAACGGUUCAACACCGACUACCGCGGUGGGAUGCGCGUGCACCGACUCGGCGCGCGCCGUCCGGGGGCCGCGGGAGUCGACGCGGACGACGCGGCGAGCAGCGACGACGCGCCGGCGCGUUCGUUGAGCAACGGGAUGCGGCCCUCCAGCUCGGACGGCGAAGGCCCGCACUCCCUUCCCGCGCCGCCCCUCUCGACGCCCAAGUCGACGCCUGCGGCACCUAACGCGGAUGCCUUCAGUGUGCCGUCCACCCCGGGGCUGCUCCCGGCCGCAGAAGCACGCCGGAGUGGGCUGGGCUCGCCAAGUUGGCAAGCGCGUGCACCGCACUCGCCUGGUGCGCCAGCGAACGCGUCACCCCCAGGCGACGGAAUUCACCACCGACAGGGUGCGCCGUCUGCUGGCGCCGCGGGUGUGCCGCCGUCCACCGCUACAACGGCGGCGGCAGGCCACAGUCGCGACCCCAAUUCCACGGUGGUGCACAGUCUCUCCGGCAACCAACGACGCGGCUUGCACGCCUUUGGCGCAGCUGGUUCAUCUGGUGCGGAGGGAGCUGAUGGCUGGAGUGCAGAGACGAACUCGGUGCUGCCCGUCAUGGAGGAUGGCGAGAAGGUCCGCCCGGACAGCACGCUGUGGGAGCUGCUACCGCCGCAGACCGCCGGUGGCGACGAGUGGACGCGCAUCUACGAUUCCUUCCAGAACAACGGCGCACUUGCAAGCGACCUGGACCUGGCGGGCAGUCGCGAACCUUCACAGCAAUGGGCGAACGUGUUAAACCUCGAGAAUGAAGUUCGCCAGAUUAAAGUGGCGAUCGCGAACGCGUUGCGCGCGACGAAGGGAGCAAUUGGAGCCGUGCGCAAGAUGCAGUAG